AUGUCUAAAAACCAGCACAAGUGCAGUUUGCCGGUUAAGGAUGAUUCCGGCCUUCCCAAAUUGGCUCCCAAUGCACAUUGGGCUAAAAAACUAGGUAGAGUUUUGAGGAUGUUAAUAGUUGUUAAUCCCAAUCACACCAAGUGCAAGAAACUGUUCCGUAACAAGGCGGAAGCUAGGAAAGAAAGAAAGAGGCACAUCUCCGGUCCCCAUUAUUUUGUGAUUCACCCUCUGAGCACCCUCGACGCAAUUCUGGAUGCGACGUUUGUCAUCUUAUGGCUUUACUUCCUUAUAGUGGAACCAUUAAUAAAUUUCUUAGGUGUUGAAAUAAUUGACAGUAUUGUGGACGUGCACAGAAAAGUGAUGACCCCCAUUCAGCUGGUCUUGAUCUCACUAUUUUUUAACAGAGGAUACAUCGAUGAAAAGAAUAAUCGCAUUGUGUUAGAAUCUAAGAAGAUAAUACGCAGGUAUUUAUUUACGUACUUCAUUUUCGAUUAUCUGAGUACAUAUUUCGCAUUAGAGAUACCGGCAGGUUGGAUAAUACAAAGAGAAGAGAUUAAAAGGAUUGCCGAGAUGACCGCUUAUUUUAUUCGUGUAUUUGCUUACAGCGUCAGGAUUCCUACCGUAAUAGAAUACAUGAAUUAUUCUCUUGGUAAUUUAAAAUUUAAUAAAACGCUGGCAUCUCUCAUCUGCCACACGGUGAAAACUUACCUUAUCCUUCACAUCUUCUCUUUUAUGAUAUUUGUUUUGCCAAUAUUAUAUUAUAUAAUUAGGCAGUCAUUUCCUCGUCGUUCGUGGAUAAUAAAAACUGCUGUUUAUGCAAUGGAACCAACUCAGAAGUAUUUCGCAGCAUUCCGUUUGGUAUUUUGUCUUUUCUUCGGAAUUUCAUAUGUGUAUAUAGAGGUUCUCAACGAACAAAUCUAUGCUGUGAUUAUAUCCUUCACUGGCAGGCUUUACACUCUAUAUCUCCUAGCUGAUAUCUUGAGUAUGCUGGGCAUAACCGGUGUCUCUGAGAGUAAGUACCAACGAAGUAUGUCGUCAAUUCAACACUACAUGGCUAACCAACAUUUGCCAGAUAAUAUAAAACAGAGGGUACUCCGGUAUUGUAAGUUUAAAUUUGAAGGACAAUACUUCGAAGAGAACCAGAUUAGGAGCACUCUAUCCGAUAAUUUGCGUGCAGAACUUUUCCUGUUUAGUGCAAGGAAGAUAAUCCAGAAGGUGGAACUUUUCAAACAAUUACCCCAUUCUGCGAUCGCCAGCAUCAUGGAAGUCAUGAAAUCCGAAACGUUCUCUCCCAACGACAUCAUUGUAACCAUAGGUUCGGAAAUAAGCGAAGUAUAUUUCGUAUCCUCGGGCACUGUGGCCGUCACGAAUUCGGCUGGCUACGAACUGUGCCAUUUGGACGACGGUGAUGAGUUCGGGACUAGUUGUCUUUUCUUUCAGAAGCAGAAAUACGCAGUGGUGGCUAUAGAAACGACAGAGGUGUUUGUCAUAAACAAGAACGAGCUUAUGGAAUUUGUGCACCCUUAUCCUGAUGUGUUGAAUGGAUUUUAUCGUUCAGCCAAGGAAAGGCUUGCCAAAUUGAAACAUUUGGGGGAUCGUGCCGCCACACGAGACAUCGAUCUAUUUCGUGAACUUGAAAGUGGGAAUAUUUUGGAAGCGCGUGAAGCAAGGCUGACCGCUGAUCAUUGA
Molecule: messenger RNA, 1689 nt
Organism: Anoplophora glabripennis (Asian longhorned beetle)
Lineage: Eukaryota; Metazoa; Arthropoda; Insecta; Coleoptera; Cerambycidae
Product: potassium/sodium hyperpolarization-activated cyclic nucleotide-gated channel 3-like
Exons: 1
Coding region: 1-1689 (562 amino acids)
Source: RefSeq, a predicted model, not a curated record